GGGGCGCUCAGACGCCGCGCGGAGACGGGAUUGGUCGCGCCGCUCCUCGGGCUUCGCGGCCGCGGUCCCGGGACACCUGUUCGCUCCGCCCGCGCCGCGACGCCGGGCUCCCCGGCCGCGCUCGCCGUCGCCUCCCGAGCGGCAGGGCGACGACCAGAAGGGCCGGCCCGGCCCGUGCCCGGGCCCUCGACGAGCCUCCGCCGCGCGCCGCUGAGCCGCCUUCCGGCACGAUGAGCGCGGACGCGGCGGCCGGGGAGCCCCUGCCCCGGCUCUGCUGCCUGGAGAAGGGUCCCAGCGGCUACGGCUUCCACCUGCACGGGGAGAAGGGCAAGCUGGGCCAGUUCAUCCGGCUGGUGGAGCCCGGCUCGCCGGCCGAGAAGGCGGGGCUGCUGGCCGGAGACCGGCUGGUGGAGGUGAACGACGAGAACGUGGAGAAUGAGACGCACCAGCAGGUGGUGGGCCGCAUCCGCAACGCGCCGGGCGCCGUGCGCCUGCUGGUGGUCGACCCCGACGCGGACGCGCACUUCCAGAUGCUCGGGGUGCAGGUCAGCGGGGAGCUGCUGCGCGCCCGCGACGCGCCCGACGCGCGCGGGGAGGACGAGGCGCCGCGGGCCGCGCCGGAGCCGCGCGCCGCCGAGAAGAGCGUCCCCGAGCGGCCCGCGCUGCGGCCCCGGCUCUGCGUCAUGAAGAAGGGCCCCAACGGCUACGGCUUCAACCUGCACAGCGACAAGUCCAAGCCGGGCCAGUUCAUCCGCGCGGUGGACGCCAGCUCGCCCGCCGAGGCUGCGGGGCUGCGGGCCCAGGACCGCAUUGUGGAGGUGAACGGGGUCUGCAUGGAGGGCAAACAGCACGGGGACGUGGUGGCGGCCAUCAAGGCCGGCGGGGACCAGACGAAGCUGCUGGUGGUGGACCAGGAGACCGAUGAGUUCUUCAAGAAGUGCAGAGUGACCCCCUCUCAGGAGCACCUGGACGGUGCCCUGCCUGAGCCCUGCACGAACGGGGAGAUCCAGAAGGAGAACAUUCCGGUAGCCGUGGCAGAGCCAGCCUCUGAGAGCCCCGAGCCAGCCUUGGCCAGGUCCAUCCCCAGUGAAACCAGCAAGGAGCUGAAUUCCCAGGACAGCCCCAAGAAGCAGGACUCCAAGGCCACCUCGUCUACCUCCUCCUUGGACCCCAUGCUGGACUUUAGCAUCUCGCUGGCCGUGGCCAAGGAGCGGGCACAUCAGAAGCGCGGCUGCAAGCGGGCCCCGCAGAUGGACUGGAGCAAGAAAAACGAACUCUUCAGCAACCUCUGAGCGCCCCGCCCACCGCCCUCCCCCCACGGCCCCUCCAAUCACACACCAAUCAGCACCAGCAUCUCCUCUCUUGGCCAAUCUGAUUUUCUUUCCCCUUCUCGGGAAUCUCUUCUCCCUCCUCCCCCGCCCACCCCGCCCACCCCGUCCACCCCGACCUCCGAGAAACUGUGUCCGUGUCUGUCCGUCCUGCCUGUGCAGGCGCUGUCCUCUCCCUACCUCCCCAUCACUGGCACCCCUGGCCGCCCUGCCAGGAACAGUUGACACCUGCACCAGGGAUCACGGGACCCCCUGGACAGGUCACCCGCCCUCCUGACCCCCCCCCCCCCCCGGGGACGAGGGUCUGGGCGGAUCAAGGAUGCCAGUGACUGGCCACGCCUCGGAGUGGACCUGACUGUGCUUCCGUGAUGAUUUUUGGGAGCGCAGUUUGGAUCUUUUUCCUGAUUCACAUGUGAUUCCCUCGGCGGCCUCCGCCCGUGCAGCUCUCUCCACAGGGCCCCGCCCCUCCCCGACACACGCAGCGGGGCACCCGCUGUAAAGAAACUGUCCAGAACUGCUGGUUUC
Sorex araneus (European shrew) is the source of this 1853-nucleotide messenger RNA. It is a transcript of the gene NHERF1, whose product is annotated as NHERF family PDZ scaffold protein 1. The transcript is spliced from 6 exons. Gene Ontology annotation, molecular function: protein-membrane adaptor activity; signaling receptor binding. Bases 231 to 1292 code for a protein of 353 amino acids. The record is from RefSeq and is a predicted model, not a curated record. Gene Ontology annotation, cellular component: apical plasma membrane. NCBI's taxonomy places the organism in Eukaryota, Metazoa, Chordata, Mammalia, Eulipotyphla, Soricidae. Gene Ontology annotation, biological process: protein localization to plasma membrane.